Plasmodium cynomolgi strain B is the source of this 2604-nucleotide messenger RNA. RefSeq lists its product as hypothetical. The record is from RefSeq and is a predicted model, not a curated record. Bases 1 to 2604 code for a protein of 867 amino acids. The transcript is spliced from 2 exons. NCBI's taxonomy places the organism in Eukaryota, Apicomplexa, Aconoidasida, Haemosporida, Plasmodiidae.
AUGGAUUACGAAGGAGACAUCAUUGAUGAGGACAGCCUGACCCCUAGGGUCUUUGAUCGAACGAAAAAAAGCAUGGGCAUGAAGAACUUCAACAUGAAGAACAACGAGGCGGAGAAUAGCCCAAGUAAAAAACAAACUAACAGAAAAAAGUCCAGAAAUUUUAACAACGAAGAAGGGGAUAACAGAUCGAUCAGCAAAAUGAAGCGAGUCAAAAAGGAUAUUGCAAAAACGGGAUACGAUUACACCAAUAUGCAGAAGAUAGAAGGAAUGUACAAAAAUGAAAGCACAGAUGGGGGAGGGGACAAAACGGAUAGUGUGGACAACACAGACACUAAUGGUCGCUUCACAAAUAAUACAGUGGAAAAAAGCGAAUCCUCCUUUAUGAAUAACGGAUGGCAAACACCAAAAAAGAGCAACGUAGGGAUGUACUAUUCUGGUAUUGAUAAUCCGUCCACUUUAAAAAAGUACAAAACGCCAUGCGAAAUGGACAUGAUAAACCCCGAUGAGAGCUUAAUAGGGGAAAAUAAUCCACAUAUGACAUAUGACGACUUCCGUUGCCUUUUCAAGCACAAAGCGUGCAUCAUAAGUGAGCACGAAUUUAACAGCAAGAAAAAUUCCAACCAAAUUGAUAAUUACGAAAAUAAGUACAUAGACUGUUUCACGUCGAACUAUGAAAACAACUCGUGGCCAAAUAAGAAGGAGGUAUCUCCAUCCUUAAGUAGAUCCAACACGAAAUUGUUGAACACCAGUAAGGAAUCCCCCAGGACUAGGAAAAGGAAGGUGGAAAAUGGGGCCAAUGUGAACACCAAGAAGCUGCUCAACCUGUUGGGUCAGUGUGGUAAGAAUAAGCGCGACAAGGAGAAUGGAGUUAACAGUGGCACCAGCGCCAACAGCGGUAGAAGUGGGCAUAGCGGGUAUAGCGGGUAUAGCGGUAAAAGUGGUCAUAGUGGACAGAGCGGUAAAAGCGGGCAUAGUGGGCAUAGCGGACAGAGCGCAAACGGCACCAACAGCACUAACAGCACUAACAGCACCAGUAGCAAUAGCCCCAGCAAGAGCGCGCAAAAAAGUAGUAGGGGCCAGCACCGCGAAGGAGGAGAAAACGAAAACAUGCACACAAAAUGGAUAGACUACGAAGUCAACCCUGUUAUUAUAAAAGGUAGCAACAAAACCGAAAGAGACGCUGCAUCUAUGGACCAAAUGUCCAAACAGAAACAGAACCCGUUGACCCCAAUUUAUGAACCCUAUUCCAAAGAUCUAGACACCUUAUUUGAUAUAAGUCAGAUAGAAACCCCAGCCAUCCUGUUAGGCAUAUAUCGAGGUUUGUUAGUGUCCGUGUCGAGAAGAAACCAAAAGAAUGCACCCGCUUUUUAUCAACUAGUCAAACAUGAAGUGUUAGGGUUUAGUAACUGCCAAUCUUUUAGCAUAGAAUCAUUGAAGCAACUCGCAUGGAUAGCACCCAAUUUGAUACAGCUAAAUAAGGUAGUCAUAACGAAGGAAAUUUUUGAAGCAAAUCAACAAGCUUACCCCGAUUUUGUCACAGGAAGGAAGGUAGAAGAUAUACAAAUAAGAGAGCAUACAGAUGCGUGCGAAAAUAUAUAUAAAUACAGCCCAUCUGAUAAACUAGAAAUGUUAAAAAGGAUCAUCAUUAAUUGGGUUAAUGUAAAGCACAACGAAUUGUUAAGAGGAAUUAACCCUGAUUUUUAUUGCCCCAAAUAUUCUGAACUUAAAAAAUGGCAUUCAAAAUUUAAUUUUAAAGACAUUCUAUUUCCAUCUGUUACGUUGGAAGAGAAUAAAAUUCUGGCUCAACUAGCACAGACUCCUCAAGAGAGUAAUGCAGAUGAUUUUAUUGUUAUCCAGGACAGUCCCAUAAAAUGUGCUACGAACGACUUCAGGAAAAAUGGAACCAUUGUAAAAGAUAUGUUAAAGGAGAAAACGAGGACUCCUUUGGGAAGAAAUAGAAGAAAAUCAAACUUCCAGGGUGGGGGAAGUCCAUUCGCUAGCUCGUUUAAUCAUAAUAACAACAUGGAGAACUCUCCAAGGAAAAAGGAAACAAAUAACAUGAAACAGAUAAGGGAAGAAGCAAAUAAGAAAAAUAUAAUAAAAGAAAUUAAAACAAAAUUUGAAAAAGAACACGAAACGGUAUUGAAUGAAAAAAAAAAAUUUGAAGAUGCAACAUGGAUUGCAGAAAUUAUACACGACACAUUUAUAGUCGAAGGAACACAAACAGUGAUAGAAAUAAAUACCUUCUCCAAAAAAAUUGCUGACAAGUAUAAAACGAAUAAAGGAUUCCAGAUGGAUGAGGCCAAAAUAGCACAGCUUAUAGAAAUGCUGCCACAGUAUGUCUCCGACAUUAACUUAAAGCCUAGUAUGAUGGAUAAAAAUAAAAUGACCUUGUCAGUAAAAUGUAAGAAAAAUCUCGGAACCUUCCUGGAGCCACUUACCAACAAAAUUAACGACCUUUCUCGGAAGUACCAAGAGCUGAAAAAGAAUAAAGAAAAGAGAUUAAACGAGUUAUGGAAACAGCACAACGUAGGUUUUGAGCUCACCGAGAAUAUUAAGAAGUUCUUUUUAAAACCCAGUUCGGUAUGCUUCUCGGACAUUUAA